UAGCUCAGUUCGAUUCAAACUGGCUGAACGAACGGUCAUAGCCUUAUUAAAAAUAAAAAUAAAUGUUUACUUUUAAUUUUGUAAUAUGAAGCCGCGGAUUCGUUCUUUUUUAGAUUUUAGGGAGUAGUGAUGUGACAGUUUUGAAAAUGAAAGUUUGUGUGUGUAUAGUUCUUGUCAGUUUGUGUUUCUGUGUCAAAAUGGAUCGGAGGGCGGAAGAGGGGUAUCCAAAAGGCUUCAUGGCUGUUUGUCCGGGGUCCUCCAAGCCAGCCUCCAUCCCGCGCAGCCAGCUGCGGCACCUGCUCUUCAUCGUGCAAGGUCUCGGCCGGACCCGCAAGAGAUACACCUAUUGGAGCGCGAAACACAUCGCCAGUGACCCUAGGAUAGACUUUAACAGGAAGACCCUGCUCCUCGCUAUCGGGUACCUGGACAGCACGAACUUCCCCAUCUCGAGCAUGUUCGCCAACGAGUACGAGGCAAGAGGGUACAACGUCAUCCUACUGGACAACCAGCGGUUCGCCACCGUACACUAUUACUUGGCUAGCCGCCUUAUGCGACCUGUCGGCAAACACGUCUCCGAAAUCCUCAUCCAACUGACAAACGCCGGCUUGAACCCAUCCACAUUAGAGCUCCUAGGCUUCAGUCUAGGAGGCCAGACCGUCAGCUAUAUCGCUAGAAACUACCAGCUCGCCACCGGAAGAAAUAUCUCCAAGAUCACUGCUCUAGAACCUUCAGGACCUUGCUUUAGAGAUUUGAAACCUGACGAUCGUUUAGAUGCUUCCAACGCGGAUUUUGUAGAGGUUAUCCAUACGAAUAUAGAUGGAUACGGAAUGGCGAGUAGAAUGGGGCAUGUGGACUUCUAUAUCAAUGGGGGAGAAUACCAGCCUUCGGAGAUAACUAUGUUCCCUUGUGCGACGACGUGCAGCCAUUUCAGAGUGUUAGGACUUUGGCUAUCAGCACUAAAGCAUCCUGGGAAGUUCAUAGGAUUAAAAUGUGAUAGUAUUCAGCAGGCGAGAGACUCUGAAUGCUAUGGUAGACCUUUAGUGACCAAUGUGUUGGGUCUGAAUGUGGAUAAGAGGAAGCAUGGGAUAUUUUACGUGUCUACUAGUAAAGGAUACCCGUUUUAUUUGGGGAAAAAUGGAUUGUUGCCUGAAUAUGCUGCUUGGAGGAGGCUCAGUGAUAUCAAUUUGGGAAAUCAGACUGAGAUCUAUACCUGAAUGCGUAGAUUAAUCAAGAGGAUGUUGUAUAUGUGAUUAGAAAAGCAUUUUGAAGGAGUCUUUGUGGAGAAGGGAUAAGAAAACGUCCAAGGGAAAGGGGAUUUGCUUUUUUUUAUUAUCAAUAAUUUAAGGUACCUUAACGUCUCAGUGCUCGAUGUAGAGUCUCUAUUUUUACACGACUGCCCAAACAAAAAGAGUGAAUUGUUUUCAGCGUUCAUGUUUGUAUGUAUAUAUGUAUUUAAAGACACAAGUUUUUGAACUUAAUCUAUAUAUAUAAAUGCAAGUGUCCUGACUGACUGACUGACUGACUGACUGACUGACUGAUUCAUCAACGCAGAGCCGAAACUACAAAAGCCAGAAAGUUGAAAUUUGCACACCAGAUUGCAUUUAUAAAGUGUACAAGAGAUAAGAAGCGAUUUUGAGAAAUUCAACCCCUAAGGGGGUUAAAAAGGGGAUGAAAGUUUGUAUGGGGUUAAAGUUUUCUUUUAAGCUAGGAAUUUGAAACUUCGUCAAAAGAUAUAUUAUUAAAAUACAAGAAAACUAAUUUCAGCGUUUUUGAAAAUUCAUCCCCUAAGGUGGUGAAAAAGGGGUUGAAAGUUUGUAUGGAUAUCAAAAAAAAUUUCAAGUGGUGGACUUGAAUCUUUGUAUUUAGGGAUAUUAUUAGAAGACAGGAAAAGUAAUUUCAGCGUUUUGUAAAAUUCAUCCCCUAACAGGGUGAAAAAGGGGUUGAAAAUUUUAAUCCAUUACAAAUGCUUUGAAACUUCGUAGAAAGGCAUAAUAGCCGAUUACAAAAAAAAGUGAUUGCAACGUUUUUGGAAAUUCAACCCCUAAGGGGGUUAAAAAGGGGAUGAAAGUUCGUCUUCGAGUGCAAAUUUUAUUUUAAGCUAGGAACUUGAAACUUUGUAAAAAAGUAUCAAAUUCAAAUACCAGAAAACUAAUUUCAGCGUUUUAGAAAAUUCAUCCCCCAAGGUGGUGAAAAAGGGGUUGAAAGUUUGUAUGGAUAUCAAAAAAUUUUUCGAGCGCGGGACUUGAAUCUUUGUAUUUGGGGAUAUUAAUAGAAGAAAAUAAAAGUGAUUUCAGCGUUUUGUAAAAUUCAUCCCCUAACAGGGUUAAAAAGGGGAUGAAAGUUUGUAUGGCGUUAAAGUUUUCUUUUAAGCUACGAAUUUGAAACUUCCUUAAAAGAUAUAUUAUUAAAAUACAAGAAAACUAAUUUCAGCGUGUUUGAAAAUUCAACACCUAAGGUGGUGAAAAAGGGGUUGAAAAUUUGUAUGGAUAUCAAACAUUUUUUCGAGUGUGGGACUUGAAUCUUUGUAUUUGGGGAUAUUAAUAGAAGACAAUAAAAGUAAUUUCAGCGUUUUGUAAAAUUCAUCCCCUAACAGGGUUAAAAAGGGGGUGAAAGUUUGUAUGGGGUUAAAGUUUUCUUUUUAGCUACGAAUUUGAAACUUCCUCAAAAGAUAUAUUAUUAAAAUACAAGAAAACCAAUUUCAGCGUUUUUGAAAAUUCAUCCCUAUGAUGGUCAAAACGGGGUUGAAAGUUUGUAUGGAUAUCAUCCAUUUUUUCGAGCUCGGGAUUUGAAUCUUUGUAUUUGGGGAUAUUAUUAGAAGACAAUAAAAGUGAUUUCAGCGAUUUGUAAAAUUCAUCCCCUAACAGGGUUAAAAUGGGGUUCAAAGUUUGAAUCCAUUACAAAUGCUUUAAAACUUCUUAGAAAGACAUAAUAGCCGAUUACAAAAAAAAGUAAUUGCAACGUUUAUGGAAAUUCAGUCCCUAAGGGGGCUAAAAAGGGGAUGAAAAUUCGUCUUGGGGUGUAAAUUUAAUUUUAAGCUAGGAACUUUAACUUUAUGCAAAAAAAAGUAAUAAAUUAAAAAACAUGAAAACUAAUUCAAGCAUUUUUGAAAAUCAUCCCCCAAGGUGGUGAGAUAGGGGUUGAAAGUUUGUAUGGAGAUCAGAUAUUUUGUGAGUGCGGAAUGCGGAACUUGAAUCUUUGUAUAAGGGCAUAGGUAGGUACCUAUUAUCAGAAUACAAGAAAAGUAAUUUUAGCAACCAACAUCAAAAUCCACUUGACUUAAAACUUCAUACAACUUGCUAAAAAAGAAAAGUACUUAAUUUCCUUAAUUUCAACAUUGCUUGGAUAUGAUAAUUAUAAGUACUAAAGAUGUAAAAUGUUGAAGAUAAGAUUCCACGCGGACGAAGUCGCGGGCAACAGCUAGUGAUAAUAUAACGUAGUGAUAAUAUGCUCUUUGAUGAUAUAGUAGUUGACACUGACAGUACCGAGCACUGGGAUAUCUACUGUGGUUAGUUAAUAAUUAUUUAAUUAUUAAUUUAAAAUAUAAUGAAUAAAUUAACACAUCGUAGUAGGUUAGGAACAUUGCCAAAUGUAAACGACAACUAAUAUGAGAUAAGUUUAGAAUAUCGGAUUACGAAUGUUAAGACGGGUGGCAGUUAAGUUUCCAAAAAAAAUGCUCAAAUCAAAUCAAAGAUUCAUUGAUUUCACAAAAUGUAAUUAAAGUUCCUAUUGGAAAAAAUCGUGCCCCAAGUAUUUUAUGAUAGGUACUUAGGUAACUGAAUUUUCAAACGACACGAUUUUUGUCAACUAGAGUUACGGCUCCGUACAGUCGCCCUGAAUAUAUCAGAGCGGCCUCACAAACAUCUGAACAUGCCUCUUGCCAUAGAGUGCCUGCGCAAGAGUGCCUAUUCAGAUAUUUUUGAGCACCUCGGCCAUUCAGAUAUAUCUGAUGAUCAGAUAUGACUGUAUUUAGACUUUACACCUCUGAUAUACCCAAUCAAUGAAUCUUUGGAUCAAAGUGAUAUUUAAAAGUUCAAAUAAAUAGGUACUUAAUUUAAAA
Cydia fagiglandana is the source of this 4057-nucleotide messenger RNA. Its product is annotated as pancreatic lipase-related protein 2-like. The transcript is spliced from 4 exons. Bases 147 to 1214 code for a protein of 355 amino acids. Lineage: Eukaryota; Metazoa; Arthropoda; Insecta; Lepidoptera; Tortricidae. The record is from RefSeq and is a predicted model, not a curated record. Gene Ontology annotation, molecular function: lipase activity. Gene Ontology annotation, biological process: lipid catabolic process.